This is a messenger RNA of Podospora anserina S mat+, 882 nucleotides long. RefSeq lists its product as uncharacterized. Gene Ontology annotation, cellular component: membrane; trans-Golgi network. Lineage: Eukaryota; Fungi; Ascomycota; Sordariomycetes; Sordariales; Podosporaceae. Bases 1 to 882 code for a protein of 293 amino acids. Gene Ontology annotation, biological process: vesicle fusion with Golgi apparatus; endoplasmic reticulum to Golgi vesicle-mediated transport. The record is from RefSeq and is a predicted model, not a curated record. The transcript is spliced from 3 exons.
AUGUCAAAUUACUACGGCGGCGGCCCCGCCCAGCCAAACCCCGGCCUCCAGUUCUACCAGUCCAACUACGCACAACCAGUAUCUGGCCACGCGACCCCAUCACAAGCAUCCUACGGCUAUGGCGGUCCCUCCUCCGGCGGCUUCGGCAGCAGCUUCACCUCUGGCUUCGCCGGCGCCCCAGGAGUAUCAGGCCGCAUGGACGAGCAAGGUGGGCUAAGAACAGGCUGGCUCGCCGCCUUUUCAACAGAGGGGUACGACGGGGAGCCGCCCUUGUUGGAGGAGUUGGGGGUAUCAUUCACAAAGAUCCAGCGCAAGACCUUCGCCGUCCUAAACCCCUUCUCCCGCGUAGACCAACACCUAAUGGACGACUCCGACCUCGCCGGUCCCUUCGGAACCUUCCUCAUGCUCUCCGGCUCCGUCCACUUCGGCUUCAUCUACGGCCUCGCCGUCCUCGGCUCAGUAUCCCUCCACACAAUCCUCUCCCUCAUGGCACCCCCCGUCGACCCCUCCACCGCCGUUCCCUCCGCCCCCGGUCAAUCAUCCUACCCCGGCGUGCCCGUCCACCACCACUCCCAGUCCCAAUCCGGUGCCACGACCACAUUGACGUUUGCCCGAUCCGCCUCGGUACUGGGGUACUGUCUCCUCCCACUGGUAGCCACCUCCCUAGUCGGAAUCGUCAUGCCCAUGGCGACACCGCUCGGGAUUUUCUUGACUACCUUGGCGGUGUUAUGGAGCAGUUAUGCCGCCAGUGGAAUCUUUUGCUCGGUGGGGGGGAUGAACAGGCAGAGGUUUUUGGUGGCGUAUCCGUUGGCGUUGUUUUAUGUCGGGUUUGGGAUCAUGGGCGUUUUUAGUAGCAGGGGGGGGAAGGCAGGGAAGGCGUAG